AUGGUACGUCCAGUAUUAAGAUCGUCAUUGAGAAGUCGGGAUUCAUCGUCAACGUCAACUGGUGGACCAGAUGCACGUGAAAGAAUAAAAGAUUGUUGUCGUAAGUUGGUAGCAUUUAUGUGUACGCAAGUUGGCGUGGGUGGUCUCGUUGUUGGAUACGCUAUAGUCGGUGCAUUUGGUUUUAUAAUGAUCGAAAAACAAAAUGUUAUUAUUGAUCCCGAUUGUUCGCGUAAUAUUAUACAAAAACAAUACGCCGAUGUAUUAUGGUAUAAAACGGCGGGCGAUCAAACCGUUAAUAUAUUCAAUCGUACAACAUUUUUCAUCGUGUCCAAUUCUAUUUUAAUAGAAUUGCAAAAUAAUUUUACUGCUGCAUAUUUGAGAAAAAGUUGUAACAUCGGUAUGACCUCAUCUGAACAAUGGUCAUUCCCAGCAGCACUUAUGUUUUGUUUAUCAAUAUUUACCAUGAUAGGAUAUGGUAAUUUGGUACCGAGAACACCAUGGGGUAAAGGUGCUACUGUGAUGUAUGCUGUAUUGGGUAUACCAUUAUACGUAUUGUACUUUCUCAAUAUGGGCAAAAUAUUGGCGCAAACGUUCAGAUGGCUUUAUACAAAUUUACAUCAGUGUACUGGACAAAGGAAACCUGGUCAAAGGAUUACAGUACCAUCCACCGCUUGUUUAUGGGUCAUAUUCGGAUACGUUCUAGUUGGUUCAAUCAUGUUCGCACAAUGGGAAGGUUGGGAUCUUCUUGACAGUACUUAUUUUUGCGUUACAUCAUUAUGUAAAAUUGGUAUGGGUGAUUUUAUACCUGGAUGGACACUAGGUGAAUCUACGGAAAGCAGUCAUACCAAAUUGGUCAUCAAUUUCGUUUAUCUUUUACUUGGAAUGGGAUUAAUAGCUAUGUGUUAUAAUCUCAUGAAAGAGGAUGUUUAUGUUAAAGCGAGGGAACUCAAGGAACAACUCGAUCACGCGAUGGAUGUUGCCCAUCGUCGAAUGAUUACCUGUUGCCGAUCGAAAACAUUCGUCUGAAAUAUUUUCUUCUUCUUC
Polistes canadensis is the source of this 1044-nucleotide messenger RNA. Its product is annotated as TWiK family of potassium channels protein 18. Gene Ontology annotation, cellular component: membrane. Lineage: Eukaryota; Metazoa; Arthropoda; Insecta; Hymenoptera; Vespidae. Gene Ontology annotation, molecular function: potassium ion leak channel activity. The coding region runs from base 1 to 1026 and encodes 341 amino acids. Gene Ontology annotation, biological process: potassium ion transmembrane transport; stabilization of membrane potential. The transcript has a single exon. The record is from RefSeq and is a predicted model, not a curated record.